Chelmon rostratus (copperband butterflyfish) is the source of this 1077-nucleotide messenger RNA. RefSeq names its product protein C-ets-2-like. The coding region runs from base 1 to 1077 and encodes 358 amino acids. Gene Ontology annotation, biological process: regulation of transcription by RNA polymerase II; cell differentiation. The transcript has 7 exons. Gene Ontology annotation, cellular component: nucleus. The record is from RefSeq and is a predicted model, not a curated record. Lineage: Eukaryota; Metazoa; Chordata; Actinopteri; Chaetodontiformes; Chaetodontidae. Gene Ontology annotation, molecular function: sequence-specific DNA binding; DNA-binding transcription factor activity, RNA polymerase II-specific.
AUGGACCGCAGUGCUUACGAGCUGGACACCCUGGAGGUUCCUCCUCUCACCCCUACCAGUAAGGAGGUCCUCAGCCAGGCAGUGAAGGCCAGUUUCGCUGGAUUCGCUCAGGAGAGAAUCAACCAUCGCUUCCCACAGGAUCCCACCAUGUGGUCUGAGUGGGAGGUGAACUACUGGCUGGAUUGGUGCCAGGCUGAGUUUGGGCUCCACUACCUGGGCUCAGACCUGAGAGGCCUGCAGGGUGGUGAGCUGUGUGGCCUAGACAGGGAGGCUUUCCUGGGCCUGAUGUCCGACUGCACUGCGGGAGAGAUCCUGUGGGAGCACCUGGAGGACAUGAGGAGAGAAAAUUACUCGGACUGUGUCCAGGAGCAUCCACACAAACACUGUUACCAUGCUCAGUAUCAUCCCACUGAGAGGGCAGACCUUCACUCUCUGGACCCUGUGACUGUGCAGCAUGAAGACUACUAUCUGAUCAAAACAGAGGAUCCCAGCAGGAACGUGGUCUCUGCUGCUCCCCUGCAGGAAACAGAGACCGACUCUGCUCACAGUGACGACCCUGACAUUGUGGACUCUCUGUCGUGGGCUGCUCCACUCCAGGAUAUAGAGCAAGUGACGGAGGAGACCAUGCCUGAAGAUGUCUUCACUUUACCACGCCCGCACAAGAGCUUCAAAGAAUACGUGGGCAACAAAACAGAUCUGGGCCGAGCCGUGAUACCGGCAGCUGUCCUCGCUGGUUACACUGGAAGUGGUCCCAUUCAGCUGUGGCAGUUUCUACUGGAGCUCCUCACAGACCGCAGCUGUCAGUCAUGUAUCAGCUGGACAGGAGAUGGGUGGGAAUUCAAGCUGACGGACCCUGAUGAGGUGGCCCUGCUGUGGGGUCGGAGGAAGAACAAGCCCAAGAUGAACUAUGAGAAGCUGAGUCGUGGUCUGCGAUACUACUACGACAAAAACAUCAUCCGCAAGACGGCUGGCAAACGCUACGUCUACCGCUUUGUCUGCAACCUGCAAGGCCUGCUGGGAUACGAGCCUGGAGAGCUGCACGGCAUACUGGACAUCAGUGAAAAGCGUCACCAAUGA